Cylas formicarius (sweet potato weevil) is the source of this 2795-nucleotide messenger RNA. RefSeq names its product regulator of telomere elongation helicase 1 homolog (gene Rtel1). The record is from RefSeq and is a predicted model, not a curated record. The coding region runs from base 91 to 2760 and encodes 889 amino acids. Gene Ontology annotation, cellular component: nucleus. Gene Ontology annotation, molecular function: ATP binding; DNA polymerase binding; hydrolase activity, acting on acid anhydrides, in phosphorus-containing anhydrides. Lineage: Eukaryota; Metazoa; Arthropoda; Insecta; Coleoptera; Brentidae. Gene Ontology annotation, biological process: negative regulation of t-circle formation; telomeric loop disassembly; regulation of double-strand break repair via homologous recombination. The transcript is spliced from 9 exons.
ACCACUACAUGUUCAGUUAUUUCCCUCCAACUGCAGUAACAUUUUUGAAUUCGGGUGUGUGUUGUUACUAUUUCUAAUAAACGAAGGAAUAUGGUAGUCGUAAACAUAAAGGGCAUAUCCGUGAACUUUCCGUUCGAGCCAUACGAAAUUCAAAAAGAUUACAUGGAAAAAGUAAUUGAAUGUCUACAAGAUGAAUGUGUGGGAGUAUUGGAAUCACCAACUGGUACCGGUAAAACUUUGUCCCUAUUGUGUUCCUCGUUAGCCUGGCUCGAAACGAAAAAAGCUCAAAUUCAGGCACAACAUAAAAUGCCGCUAUUUAAUGGCACAGAAAACGAGUUCUUAGUGGAACUGAAUAAUGAGUUGGGGGCGAAAGGGGGCAAGCUGGCGAGCGGUAGAUCUUUCCUUGGUUUGCCUACAGUUAUUUACUCCUCUCGUACGCAUACGCAGCUGCAGCAGGCGAUGCAGGAGCUGAAAAGGACAUCUUACAAGUACAUGAGAGCCUCAGUAUUAGCGUCAAGAGACCAGCUUUGCAUUCAUCCCGAUGUUUUGGCUGAAAAUGACAUGAAUACGAGAAUCACAAUGUGUCAACUGAAGUUGGCUUCCGGUACCUGCCAUUUUUAUAAUAGAGUCGACCAGAAGAAAGAAGAUCCCAUUUUAACUGAAUUAAGUGUUAUAGACAUAGAAGACAUUGUUAAAGUGGGCAGAAAACACAGCUUUUGUCCCUAUUACAUGACCAAAGAGUUACAGAAGCGUGCAGAUAUUAUUUUCACCCCAUAUAACUACCUAUUUGAUCCCUUAGCUAGGAAAGCCUUAGGUCUAAACUUGCAAAACAAUGUGGUAAUACUAGAUGAAGCUCACAAUGUUGAGAAGACUUGUGAGGAGACCACUUCAGUGUCCAUCAGGAGUACCGACAUAGCUUUGGCCACUGAUGAGCUCACGGCUUUGAUGAAGGUUAUGUCUGAGCAGCCGAUUAGCUUCGACGAUUCACCUAAAGACUUCACUCCCGAAGAAGUAUGUCUAUUGAAAGAGAUGCUGUUGAAUUUUGAAAAGGCCAUUGACGAAGUUCCACUAAAUAAACAACUGGACGAAGGGACCAAUUUCCCUGGUGAUUAUGUGUUUCAGUUGUUGGAAAAAGCGCAGAUAACCAGAGAGAAUUGUUACGGAGUUACUAUGACAAUUGACAAAAUAACACAAUACUUGGCCACGGUGAAUGAGGGCCAAAGGAAGGGUAAAGGGCUUAGGAAGUUUGGCGAUUUCUUGACUGUAGUUUUUGUAAAAAACACAGAGGAUUUUGUAAAAAAAGUCAGAAAAUGUUAUAAAAUACACAUAGCCGAAGAGGAAGGUUCCAAGUCCAAGGGCUCCAACUGGUUGUCCAAGGCAUCCAAACCAGCUGGCAGAGUUCUCAGCUACUGGUGUUUUAGUCCAGGUUUUGGAAUGAAUGUUAUAAUGGAUCAAAACGUCCGUUCUUUGAUCCUAACGAGCGGCACCCUUGCUCCGCUGAACCCUCUCAUAUCCGAAUUGGAGCUCAACGUAAAAGUGAGGUUAGAAAAUCCGCAUAUCGUCGACCACACCCAGAUAUGCGUCAAAGUUUUGUCGGUGGGACCGGACGGCGAGACAUUAAACAGCAAUUACCAGAACCGGAACAAUCCUAAUUAUAAAACAUCGCUCGGCAGGUCGAUAUUGAACUUGACUCGAGUAAUUCCCGGCGGCCUCUUGAUAUUUUUCCCGUCAUACCCGAUUAUGCAGUCGUGCCUUGAUUUUUGGCAGGGAAAUGGCAUGUGGUCUAAUAUAGCCGCCCAGAAGGCCAUUUUUGUCGAGCCAAAACAAAAAGAGGCGUUCGCGGUCGCGAUGGCCUCUUACUACCAAAAAAUCCGCGACCCUAAUCUGAAAGGCGCAAUUUUUAUGGGUGUGUGUAGAGGUAAGGUGUCGGAGGGAGUGGAUUUCGCUGACUCGAAUGGCCGCGCCGUGAUAAUAGUCGGUUUGCCUUACCCGCCACUUAAAGAACCGAGGGUUAUAUUGAAACGACGCUAUUUGGACGUCUGCCAUGGCGAAAACAAAGAGUAUUUGACGGGACAAGAUUGGUACUGUUUAGAAGCGACCCGAGCGGUUAAUCAAGCGAUCGGACGCGUGAUCCGUCACAAAGACGAUUACGGAGCCAUACUGUUGCUCGACCAGAGGUUUAACAAUGCCAGAGUUAAAAACGAACUUUCGAAAUGGCUCAGAAAUCACGUUCAAAUCGUAAAUCGUUUCGGCGAAAUCAUCAAAGACUUGUCCGUGUUUUUUAGGGCUGCCAACCUUAGGGCACCUGCGCCGACUUUGGUCGACCAGCCGAGCACGUCCGGUGCUCGAAUCUCCUCUUUUGCCAGUUCUGAAUCCGUUUCGUCAUCGUCUAGUUUGGAUUCGGAACUCGGAGAUUUGGUGACAAUACACAAACGGGUUAGACAAGAGACGUUGUCCAACCCGAUAAAAAAGAAGAAGAUUUACGUCACGCAAAAAAAACCGUUUGACCGAACGGAAGAGAUUAGCGCAAAGAGCGUCGAACUGAUCUCAUUGGCGAAAGAAAAUUUGGGCAUCAAGUUCAUGGAGUUUGUCAAUGCGAUAAAGUCCUACAAAGAAAACGACAAUUUUCCUGAACUUUUGAGCGUUAUUGACAAAAUCGUUCACCAUACAAGUAAAGAUUUGUUGGAUACCUUAAAGGAUUACAUCCGUCCGCAUCAUCGGGGCGAAUACGAUCGUUACCGUAUUACGAGAGAUAAUUAAUCGUUCUAUUCUUGUAUAAUAUUAAAUAAAUAAUG